ACAAUAGUCACCAGCUCGUCAUCUGUCAAUGAUUCAGCCAUCUUGGACCACACUCUCCCUGUACAAUUAUCUAUGGUUAAAUGUGCGCAUGCGUGGGCGAGCAUGGCGUCGAAAACUAGUGAAGAUGUGCCCUCUUUGGGUCAGGUGAAAGCUGCUCUGCUUCGCUCCUACCUCGAGUGCACCGAGAGAGGGCUCCAGUACAGCGCCAACUGGGCGAUCGAGCUCGCCAGCGGCAUAGAAGACGAUGCUGAGGUUGCGGGAGCUCCCGAGGCACCAAGCCGCUCCCCUCAGCUCCAGGCCGAGCUGUGCCAGUACUACUAUGCCCAGUCCCUCCACCGACUGGGCGAGUACAGGAGAGCAGCUCAUGCACUGGCCAGCUGCCAGUCCCCUGAGGCCUUCUUCCUCAGAUGUUACUCCCUCUACCUUGCUGGAGAGAAGCAGAAAGAAGAUGAGAGAGUGGAUGCUAUUGGACCAGAUGAGGAGAGGAGGAUGGAGAAUGAGGAGCUCCUUUCCCUGAAGAGAGAGCUGGCAGAGAGAGCUGGAGCCAAGACUCUUGACAGCUAUGGCUACUACCUGUACGGAGUGGUACUGAGGGAGCUGAGCUGUAAGAAGGAUGCGAGGGAGGCUCAGAUGAUGUCAUUGUCUCUCCAGCCUCUCUUCUGGGGAGCCUGGUCGGAGCUGGCCAGCCUCUGUGACUCCAGAGAAAUGGUCCACCACACUAAUUACAGGGGUUCCCCCUCUCAACGGUUCUUCUUUCCAGCUGUAUGGCCUGAGUCUACCCUACCACUGGCUGAAGGAUUUCUUCUUGGCAGCUGCCUCCCUGAACCUGUCACUACUGGACGAUGCUCUCUCCUACUACACCAAUCUCAGCCUCGUGGGAUUUCUCUCCUCCUCUUACAUCACUGCCCAACUGGCUCUAGCACACUACCACAAGAAAGAUUAUGUCAGUGCCUGUGGACUGUUUGGUGAUCUGCGGAGAAAUGAUCCUCAGAGGUUGACUGACCUGGACGUCUUCUCUCACAUGCUCUUUGUCAUGGAGAAGUUACAGGAACUCACUCAAUUGACUCAGGAGGUGAUAAAGAUUGACAUGUACCGCGCCGAGACCUGCUCAGUUUUAGGUAAUUUCUACAGUCUUAGAGGGAAUCACGACAAGGCGAUAGCAUACUUCCGAAGAGCGAUUCGACUCAACCCAGGGGACCACUCAGCCUGGAUCCUGCUGGGCCACGAGUACCUGGAGAAGAAGAACUCCUGCAUGGCUCUGGAGGCUUACAGCAGAGGCAUUGCUGCCAACAAGCAGGAUCUCCGAGGCUACUAUGGGAUGGGACAUGUCUAUGAGAUGCUGGAAAUGCCGCACUAUGCCCUCUACUACUACAAGCAAGCACAUCGAUUGAGAGCAUCUGAUCCGAGGGUUCUGCUGGCAAUGGGACUGUGUUAUGAAGACCUGGCACGAUGGGAGGAAUCCAAGAAGUGUCUGAAGAGAGCCAUUGCUAUGAAAGAUCCUGAAGGAACUGCAAUCAUAAGAUUGGCCAA
Molecule: messenger RNA, 1530 nt
Organism: Geodia barretti
Lineage: Eukaryota; Metazoa; Porifera; Demospongiae; Tetractinellida; Geodiidae
Source: the annotation of a GenBank genome assembly